AUGAUCGAGUCUCCUGCCUAUGCCAAAACUUUCUCCCUCUUUUCCUGUUUUUAUUCUCUUUUCCACUUCUUUCUUCUUUUCUUCCACUUCCUGUCGCUCUCAUCGUAUCACUUGCCUAUUUUAUUACCUCGCCAUUCUUUUCCUCUUUUUCUCUCUCUCUACGUCUUCUUCCCCUGCUCGGCCAUUCAUCUUCGUCUCUCUAAUUCAUAUUCUCGUUCUAUUUUUUACCUAUCUAUCUCCCGAUGCUCUCUAACUAUUUCGAUCGUGUUUACCUUCCCAUUUUCUCUUUUGAUCGUCUUGUCCUUGUUUUUGAGUUCCGUAGAAAUACGACGAAAUCAGUUCCUAUCUCGUCCUUGUUAUUUCUCUCUCUCUCUCUCUCUCUCUCUCUCUCGUUCUCUAUCUACACAUGACUUUCUAAAACACUUAAGCAUUUUCGGUUCCUUUCUCAUCCUUAUUACAUCUUCAUUACCCCCCUUCUCCCCCUUCUCUCUCACUCUCUCACUGGAAAUUUUGCUUCAGCCAUCCAUGUUAGUUUCCGCUAUUUUCCUUGUUCUUUCUUCCUCUCUCUCUUUCUCUCUUUCUCUCUUUCUCUCUCUCUCUCUCUCUCUCUCUCUCUCUCUAUCUAUCUAUCUAUCUAUCUAUCUGGAUCUUUUCUAA
Acanthosepion pharaonis is the source of this 657-nucleotide messenger RNA. NCBI's taxonomy places the organism in Eukaryota, Metazoa, Mollusca, Cephalopoda, Sepiida, Sepiidae. The record is from the annotation of a GenBank genome assembly.